Molecule: messenger RNA, 4077 nt
Organism: Penicillium taxi
Lineage: Eukaryota; Fungi; Ascomycota; Eurotiomycetes; Eurotiales; Aspergillaceae
Product: SPO22/ZIP4 family meiosis protein
Exons: 21
Coding region: 1-4077 (1358 amino acids)
Biological process (GO): meiotic cell cycle
Cellular component (GO): nucleus
Molecular function (GO): RNA polymerase II transcription regulatory region sequence-specific DNA binding
Source: RefSeq, a predicted model, not a curated record
AUGACUGAAAAAAGUAUAUCCGAGGGUUUAGCGAAGUCCAAGGAUGUCGGGAAGGAUGCGCGCGCAAAGGAGUCGCAAGCAGCUGCAGUCAAGUCCGAAACCUGCUCAGGCAGUCACUCCAGUCCCAAGAAGCGCCGCAAGGUGAAUCACGGUAAGUUACCGUCGUCUGCGCGGCAUGCGACAGGGAUUCCUGGAUCCGCACUACUUGCGUCUAUUGUCGCCGCUCGGGAACCCACAAAACGUACUCGAAGCGACCAGGAGCACUCGGCAGCCGACGAGGAAGGCUCGUCAAACAAUGAGUUGAUGAAUGCCCAAGGUAUGCCUCAGAGUGUCGAUGUCUCGGAUGCUGCUGGACAGCAAAUCAUCCCCGACAGCGCGAUCGGAAUCCCGUCUACCUCGGCACAGCCAGUAGAUAUUCCUACGUCUGCAGGCCUUGAUACCAAUAACCAACAGCUAAUGGGAUACAAUGAUUGGAUAGGUGGUCAAAAUCAGUUUCAAGACAUGCAAUCCCUCCAUCCAUCGUAUAUGUUUAAUGCACCCGAGGUCACGAAUGAAUACAAUCUACUGGGAGAUUUUCUGAGCAACAGUCUGUUAGAUGACGGAGCAAUCUUCCAAAAUCAAGACAUGCAGGGAAUUUACUCAGAAUCAUCGUUGGUGAAUUCAAUGGGCUCCAUGGCAAAUGGGCUCCCACCACCGGCACAGCUUUCACCACUGGCACAAAGCCAUACGCAAGGAGACUCCAUUCAACGAUCAAAUCCUGCAGUUGGCAAUGACAAGGCACGUGAAACUUAUUAUAUGACUGCCGCCGACCCGUCAGGAUCAGACCCUCCGGAGGAACGCAUGAACAAACUUCUCAAAGCAAAGUAUGAUGCGGGACUUUUGAAACCCUUCAACUAUGUCAAGGGCUACGCUAGACUUAACCAAUACAUGGAAAAGAAUAUGCAGCCGGCGUCCCGGCAGAAGAUUCUGCGACAGCUAGACAAGUUCAGACCUAAGUUCCGGGAGCGUAUGCAGAGUCUGACCGAUAUCGAACUUAUUUUGGUGGAGAUGUGGUUUGAACGAAGCCUCAUGGAGUACGAUCGUGUUUUUGCCAGUAUGGCCAUUCCUGCCUGCUGCUGGCGCCGUACAGGCGAGAUCUUCCGUGGUAACAAUGAGAUGGCCCAGCUGAUUGACGUUCCCAUUGAAAGCCUUCGAGAUGGUAAAAUUGCCAUCCAUGAAAUCAUUGUCGAAGAUCAACUGGUCAGCUAUUGGGAAAAGUUUGGCGCCAUUGCCUUUGAUAACUCCCAGAAAGCUAUGCUCACUAGCUGUACAUUGAAGAGCCCUAAUGGGUCAGCUUUGGCUCGUAAGUUACAAGCCUUUAUCUUCAUUGAUGUCCCGAAUACUCUUCUCAAUAACGAUGUCGCUGCCUCUCUCGACCAGCAACUCGAGAACUUCCCUUUCAUGACAACAAUCGUUCAUUCAUCUCUCUCCGAGCUUUAUAAGACAGGGACUGGAUUGUGGAAUGCCUGUGUUCAGGUCAUGGACAUACGUGUUAGCAGAGAGAACCAGGUUCUUCUCAGCAAAGAUGUCUCACAAAUGGAUCUUACACUCAAGAUUCUAGAAUUGGCAGCACAGCGACUCGAAUGCCUACGAGCCUUGAAAUAUUCCUUAUCCCAAACUCGGUUGUCUUCUCUCAUUGCCGAGUAUUAUGUGCUCCGGACUCAUCUGGCUUGGCUUCAAAAGCGACAAGAUAUCGCGGAUCACUUCUUCUCUCACGUGCCGGCAGCAAAAUUUAUAACCAAUCAAGCAGUUGUUAUCGGCGUCUGCUACGAUAUUGGCUGUAAUGCUCUUUCAAUUUCUCGGAAAGACCUUGCGAUAGAGUGGCUUGAACGAGCGGAGAAUUACCUUCAACCUUUAAAGGAUAAUCAGCCUGAUCAGGCUGGAAAGGAAAGCUUUGACUUACUUGUUCGACAUGCACUGGUCCGGGCAUAUUUGGAAUUUGACAACCCGUUGUCAAAUGAGAAAGUCGAAGCACAUCUUACUGCACUCAAAAUGAGAUAUGCGAAUGAGGCUGCUGUUUUAUUUCUUGAACUUCAAAUUCUUCGUUCCGGGGCAGAACGCAGUAGAACUGCAUUCUUUGAGACUCUGGAUCAUAUCAUCGACCACUUGGAGCUCACAGAGAACAUUUUGAGCCUGAUAAUUGACUACAUAAAGUUCUCCAAGUGUCUUAGCGAGAAUCGUGCUCUAGAAGCGUUCCACAAGUUGCUAAUGCAUCUCCCACUCAACAGAGAAGAGUGGAUUGAAACAAGCUUUUCAAAGUUUGUCUCAAUGGCUGUGGACUGUCACCUCCCAGACGAAGUCUCAAUCGCCAUCAUCGAAGAAGUCUCCAAAGAAAUGAGCGCACGCAGGGUUGAGCAAUUGAGCAGUACGACAACUCAAGCAGUUUUGGCUAUAAUUUGGAAACAAAUCGUCGGAGAGUUUAACAAGAGCAAUUUCCUUGCCGCAGAGAAAUGGUGCUAUCUUGCACUUUCGGAGUUCUUUGGAAGCUGUUCAGAUUCUAACAAGCUGAAAGUCCAGAAGAAGCUGGUGAUUUGUGCUUUGGCAAGCUCCAACACAGCCUCUUCUCGACACGUGUUGACAGAAAUGACAAUUCUUCAGGAUAACGAUAUUGUGAAUCACACAAAUACUGACAAAGAAACUCUUUACUUGACCUGCAGACUUUUGCUCCAGGAAGGCCGCGUGACUGAAUUACUCGAAGCUUUUUUUCGGCACAAUACUCCUUUCGUACAUCCAGAUAUCAAGAAGUGUAUCCAGCUAGUCUGCUUGGAAGCUCAGCGCCUGGAAAAUAUAGAACCAAUUUUCGGGUUUUUUGAAGGAAUUCUUGACCAAGCUUUCUCCGAUGGAACACAAUGGCCUCCUGUGCCUGACAGCAUGGAUAACAUUAUGUGUGUCCACCCAUCUGAAGUUUCAGGAAAAGUCCCCGGAUUGAUCUUGACAGACAGACUCGCGAUAUACAUACUUUCCGAUGAGGUCGAGAAAGGCAAUCGGAGUCAGCGAUCUCUGCGAAUGCUAGCAGAAUUAUUCAAGUCAGCUUCGACGGAGAAUGAUCGAGAUGCUACAGAACUGGAAUGGCUUUGUCGAAAGUGUUAUGACCUAACCUAUCAUUUUCUCGAAAGCCUCAUACCCUCUAGCGAACUUAUCGAAACUUUGGAGCAGAUUUUGUUACAAUACCAUGACUGUUCAGAAUCCAACAAGUUCUUUGGCCGUCAGCUUGACUAUCUCGUUCCAUAUCUUAAGCUAGCUCAGCUUGUCAGCGACACCCAUGUUGAAGAGGACUUUGGUCGUACUGCAGUUUUUUAUUCUCUCACAAAGCGCAUUCGAAAUAGCCUAUCCAGUAUGACACUGACAGAUCGCGAAGAAAAUAUAAAGAGCACAAUUUGUGUGCUCGAGUUCAAACAAUCAAUUCUCGAAAAGGAUUGGAAUUCGUUCAUACAGAUCAUUCACGAUGUCACAAACUACUCACCUGACUUUGAUUCACGCUACAUGGAAUUCAUCCUUGCCAUGAAAAUGCCAAAAAGGAAUCGGGUUGACGCGAUCAGGGUUAUCAUUUACAAAAUCUACAACAGGGGAGUCGCAGCAGUCAGCCCCUCUCUCCAACGCGCAUUUCCGCGUUAUUUGCGAGUCCUAUUCAGAAUAUGCAUGUCUGCAACGAAACAUGACGAUCUGGAUAAUCCACAAACCCGAGGCCACGAAGGAAAAGGUACAUAUCUCAACAUUGCCGAGUCUAUACUUUGCCAAGCAAUAGAUGCCGCUUCUGAUGAUGCUUACAUCAAAGCUGACCAACGUACUGAGAUAAAUUCGCUCGCUAAUUCGAAAGACGGGGUAUCGGAAUCCCAUUGUGAGCAUCCAGGCUACCCAAAGGAUGAGCUUGCAUGCCUUGCUACUAUGGCCUUCAAUCAGGCUAUGGAUUUCUACUCGGAGGAGAGAGAUGAAGAAUGUGAGCGUUGGGGUCAAAAGGCCAUUAUGUUGGCAGAGUUGAUGGGUGAUGCAGGUUUGGGGUGUGAACUUUGGAACCUGAGGGGUCUAUUUGCCCUGUAG